Messenger RNA from Setaria italica (foxtail millet), 1357 nucleotides. Its product is annotated as protein PHR1-LIKE 3. Lineage: Eukaryota; Viridiplantae; Streptophyta; Magnoliopsida; Poales; Poaceae. Gene Ontology annotation, molecular function: DNA-binding transcription factor activity; DNA binding. The record is from RefSeq and is a predicted model, not a curated record. Bases 148 to 1059 code for a protein of 303 amino acids. The transcript has 6 exons.
GAGAGGUGCCGGGAGAAGGAGGGGGAAAAAAGCGGAAGUUUGGUUCUUUCCUCCAGCACCUGCCGCCGCGCGGCUCUUGCUCGGGCGUGUGGCGAGCUCCAUCGUCCAGCUAGGGAGGUCCCGUCGUCGUUGCUGGCGAUCGAGGAGAUGGGCGGCGGCGGCGGCAGGAACGGCGCCGUGAGGCAGUACAUCCGGUCCAAGGAGCCCAGGAUGAGGUGGACCGCCGACCUCCACCGCAGCUUCGUGCGAGCCAUAGAGUGCCUCGGCGGCCAAGACAAGGCUACGCCGAAGCUCAUUCUCCAGUUCAUGGGCGCCAAGGGGCUUACCAUAUCUCAUGUCAAGAGCCAUCUCCAGAUGUACAGAGCUGCGAGGCUUGGCGCGGGAAGAAGAGGGAUGCAAGCAGCCCAGCUGCAAAGGAGGCACUCAUGCGCCGGUGAUGAGCAAGGCCCCAAGGAGUUCCUGUGCCCACCACUGAAAAGGGCCAGGAUGGGGACGGCGGUCGCAUACGAGAGCAUGCAGGGAAGCCAUCGAAUCAGUGAGGCGAGGACGGCCGCUGCAGCAGCUGCUGCUGGGAGCCUGUACUGCAUCGAUGAUUACAUGCAAGCCAUGGCGACGCGCAGGAGAAUAAAGGAGGAGGGCCUGAGAUGGCAGAGGAGGGAUGCUGCGGCUGCGGCUUCCAGCCUCCAAGCCGUGGGAUGUUUGGUGCAAGAAUCUGACCCCUUUAAGCAGAUAAGCAGACCUGAAGCAAACCAUCUUGUUCUUGUGCCGAAUCAGAAGCAGGGCUCCGUCGAGGAUGGAAACGGAAACGGAUGCUCCCUCUUCGGCAGCUUCAGCACUGCGGCAAAGGACAAGCCACCUGAGCAGUGCUCCCUGUCACUGUCCCUUGGUCUGGACCCAAACUGCACCCGCGCCAUGGCCGCCUCCUCGCCGAGCGAGAGCAGCUGCAUCCUCACGGCCUCUCCGGCGAGGAGGAGCUCCAGUGACUGCUCCGGCCAUUCAGACCGCUUUGCUGGCCCGGGUUUAAGCUUGGAGCUUUCCCUGUCCACGUGUGGGUUUUAGAUCACUGCUCCAGUUCUGGAUUUUGUACAUCGAUCGACCAGCUUUUGCUUUGGUGAUCGCCGGGCGUGGCGUUUCUUUAGGAUGUUCCUGGCAUCAUGACCAAGUAGAAAGUUAGUAGUAGCUAAUCCCAAGUUGGUAGUAGGACGAUGACCUUAGAAUCAUAGCAUGUUAUUUCUAGCUAGUAUGUGCAAGGCCUCCUCCAAUGAGUCCAGGUAAGCUAUCUCAUAUAUGUCCACGUCAUCAUGCAUCCUAUGUGGAGGAAACCGAAAUUCAAAAUCAAUCCAUCUAUCUCCUAUGC